AUGUCGGCUGUGAAGAUGACAGAGGGCAGUGUGCAGCUGGAGAGCUGUAAAGCGCCGCUGUUCUACAGACAGAGUGAACCUGCUGCAGGGGAAGUCAAGAUGUCAGUUUUACUCCUUCAUGGCAUCCGUUUCUCUUCAGAAAACUGGCUCAACAUAGGCACUCUGGACACUCUGUCCAAAGCAGGCUACCGGGCUGUCGCCAUCGACCUGCCAGGACUCGGUCAGUCUAAGUCAGCCGAGGCCCCGGCAGCGGUCGGAGAACUGGCCCCUGCAGGUUUUCUGAAAGAGGUGUGUGAGCAGCUAAGCCUGAGCCCGGUGGUGGUUAUCAGCCCGUCACUCAGCGGGAUGUACUCCCUCCCCUUCCUCCUCCAGCACCAAGCCCUGAUACGAGCCUACAUCCCCGUGGCUCCAAUCUGCACCGACAAAUUCACAGCAGAGCAGUACCAGAGUGUGAAGGUCCCAUCGCUGGUCGUUUAUGGUGACCAGGACACUCAGCUCGGAGAAAUAUCACUCGGCAACCUGAGGAAUCUGGCCAAUCACAGCGUGGUGGUGAUGAAAGGAGCGGGUCACCCCUGUUACCUGGACGACCCGGACACUUGGCACAAAGCUCUCACAGACUUCCUUAAUACGCUGUGAAGCUCUUCGCUGUGUAUCAGUCACACAUAAGUGACUCAGAGGAGCCACACAAAUAAACACAUUAUUCAUUCCUGAGAAAUUUAGGCCACUAACAUCCUCCAUGACCUGAUUUUGACUUUUUAAAGUGUCAGUAAUGAAACUGGAAAUCAAGACUUUUCUAAUAAUGAGAGGAGGCUCAGAACUUUUAAAGGAAUAGUUCGACAUUUUGAGAAAUAUGCUAAUUUGCUUUUCUGCAGAGAGUUAGAUGGGAAGAUCGAUGAUAAAUAUGAUGCUAAAUUAGCUUAACAUAAAGACUGGAAACAGAGGGAAACAGCUAGCCUGGCUCUGUCCACAGUUAAACAUCUAAAACUCACUAAUUAACAAUAAUAAACUGUGUAAAAACUACAAUUU
Messenger RNA from Morone saxatilis (striped sea-bass), 1026 nucleotides. It is a transcript of the gene abhd14b, whose product is annotated as abhydrolase domain containing 14B. Gene Ontology annotation, cellular component: cytoplasm. Bases 1 to 636 code for a protein of 211 amino acids. Lineage: Eukaryota; Metazoa; Chordata; Actinopteri; Moronidae. The record is from RefSeq and is a predicted model, not a curated record. The transcript has 3 exons.